Molecule: messenger RNA, 2387 nt
Organism: Amoebophrya sp. A25
Lineage: Eukaryota; Dinophyceae; Syndiniales; Amoebophryaceae
Source: the annotation of a GenBank genome assembly
UAAAAGAGGCGUUCUUCUUGGCAUAUUUUAGGACCUCUAUCUCAGGUAUAAGUACGGCGUUGGUUGAAUCCUCAUCACCAGUCUGAGUACCCGCUUCAGGGCCUCGUCGUGACUGCUGCUAGUACAGGAAGUUCUAAAAAAUUACUAUGGGACGAGUCCUCCGUCACUACCAUGUGUUCAGUUUCUCUUUUCAUCUGGUGGUCUACGUGGUUAUGGUUUUUUACUCUGGUUGCGUUGCCGCCGCCACCACGGACCACGCGCAGGAUGGAGAUAUUGAGACGGUUCGAGGACGACCUAGAUCUGGACCUGGACUUAGACAUACUGGUGGCAUUAUUCCGACUGCUUUCGGCGCAUUGCUGAUUGGCCCAGCUACAAAUGAACACCGUUUUCCCCAGAUCAGACCUUCAUCACAAUACAAGAGACCGAAUGUUGAUGGCGCGACUGUCGAUAUGCCCCAAGUGCAGGCUUCAACCGGCGAGACGCGUGUUAGUGUCGAUCUCAGUGGCGGCAAUAGUCGUGCUCGAACUAAGACUCCGCUUGGACUGCGGCGUCCUGAAACCCGACGGCGGCUAACAUUAGCACACGCAGGCUCCACCAUGACGCAAAACAAAUACAUGGUUCCUCCAACACAAAGCGGUGAAUCCUCAGCACGCAGUGGUGUCGAAAAUCAAGAUCGCUCUAAGCAUGACGAAGAUAAAAACGAGGUCGAUUUCAGCGAUCUGAUGACGUACGUGGAACCAGUGAAAUUCAGAAUAUUCCCGACUGCGCGGGCCUCUCAACGACAAGUGGAAAAUGCUCAACAUCAAAUACAUGCUUCUGAUCCGGUUCGGUCGUGGAAUCGCACGAGGACGCCGGUGCGUAUGAUAGUGGCACCUAGAAUCGUAAGCUACGGAAAAACCUCCCCCUACACUAGUUUACAAGUUGUAACACCCGCAUCUGCAAUGAAGCGAACCAGAGCGGCCUCAUACCUAGAUAAUCAAGGUGGUCACCUUUUUACAAUUGGAGCUAGUCCUCUGCCUAUGUCGCGCCUAGCUCCGAUUGUCAAACGGGCUAGAAGAAAACAAGAAGAUGUGGAUACAGGUGCGGGCACUGUAACUAAAAAACGGGAAGUAGAUCCUGCUCUUCCAGUGGAAAAUCAUGACUCGUCGUCGACUCCUAUGAGGGUGUAUGUAGCAGGAGAUGGGCAAGAGAUUGCUCCGCCACGACCGAUAUCCUCCAACAUGUCUAUGCCAAGAGCAUCCAAAGAGGAAAGAAAUCUUGUUCCUCUAGCUGAUGCGAUGAGGGAUCCAGACCCAGAGCAGGAUACAGAGUAUGUAACGUUACAGGGUUAUCAUGGUACCGCGGCUGUCAAUUUCGCAUUGAUUCGCGCGUUUGGGUUUGAAGCCUCUAGCGGAGGCUUUUAUGGGCCUGGCAUCUACUUGAUGAAUGUUUUGUCUACGACUGAACACUACGCGAGCAAAGGAUUUCCAUAGCCGAUGGUGCUCAUGGUUACGUUCAGAGUGAAACGUAGUCGCCUGUUAAACGCCGUCGUGCGAGGGAAAAACGACCUGAGGCGGAAAGCAGACGACGAGUGCAGUAGCGUGAAUGUCGACCACGCCCCUAACAGGACAGAACCGUCAAGUCCGCACACUAGGGAAGCGGAACGUCAAAAACGAUGGGAUCUCCAGCGACAACGUCGUCGAGAGCGGCUGGUAUUCGCCACGUUUCCACAUUCCUCCAGGGAUUAUGACGUGAUUUUUCGGGUGAAUCAGAUCUUGCUUGGCCCAGCUGCAGAAAUUUUGAAUGUCCGACCAGUUGUGGGCACAGCGUUGGGAGUGAAAAUUGCGCACUGGGCGAGGCCAAAUGUGAUUGACAAAGACUUGACGAGAGAUAAUCUGUUGCGCCUGGGAUAUUCCGAGGCGGACAUUGCGCGCGUGGCCAACCACGUAGUGUAGUUGUUGUAUAAGUAAUACAUAAAAAGUAUAAGUAAUUUUUUCAGUGAUCAUGCACGGAUGGUCUUCAUACAUAAAUAUAAAUAUACUUCUAGUAGGUGUGGAUUCUAUUGAAUCUUUGACUUUGUUCAGUAUCAUAGUCUCUAAGAAAGUCGAUCUCUUUUCUAUACCUCGUCCUCACAGCAUAUUCCUAUUUAAUUCGUCAUGCAUAGAGAAAUUCCUUGUUUAUUCUGCUUGUGGUCUGAGAACAAACACACCGACACCUGUCUGAAUUUCCUGUAGAGUUUUGAGCUGCGCUCGAACUACAGAACUACCGAAUUCUGUUGUCUGUCAAACGGAAACAAGUCAUGAUUUUACUUAUAUAUACUAGCCCUCUGGAGUGGUUCCCCAGGGGCAGGCGUCAAGGGAAGUCCAAAAAAUUUGCUAGAACAAUGAACUGCAGAUGAAUGUGCAAGG